AUGCACUCGAUCGAAAUCAUCCCAAUUGUGGACGAUGAACAACUCGAUGGUAUUGAAAUUAACAAUCUUUUUUUUUGUUGUUGUAUUUGUCUACCCGCACUCCCCUUUCUGUCACUGGGCCAUUUUGUUUCUUUGUGCCCUUCUUUUUGUUGUUGUAUUUGUCUACCCGCCCUCCCCUUUCUGUCACUGGGCCAUUUUGUUUCUUUGUACCCUUCUUUUUGUUGUUGUAUUUGUCUACCCGCACUCCCCUUUCUGUCACUGGGCCAUUUUGUUUCUUUGUGCCCUUCUUUUUGUUGUUUUAUUUGUCUACCCGCCCUCCUCUUUCUGUCACUGGGCCAUUUUGUUUCUUUGUGCCCUUCUUUUUAUUGUUGUAUUUGUCUACCCGCCCUCCCCUUGCUGUCACUGGGCCAUUUUGUUUCUUUGUGCCCUUUUUUUUAUUGUUGUAUUUGUCUACCAGCCCUCCUCUUUCUGUCACUGAGCCAUUUUGUUUCUUUGUGCCCUUCUUUUAUUCUUUCCACUUUUCUAUUUAUUUCUGUUUAUCUUUUCCAUUUAAAAUUCUAUGAAAAGAUGAAUAGAUGUCUAUAUCUAUCUUCUAUCUAUCUAUCUAUCUAUCUAUCUAUCAUCUAUCUAUCUAUCGAGAUAGAUUGA
This is a messenger RNA of Acanthosepion pharaonis, 648 nucleotides long. The record is from the annotation of a GenBank genome assembly. NCBI's taxonomy places the organism in Eukaryota, Metazoa, Mollusca, Cephalopoda, Sepiida, Sepiidae.